UGCUUAAAUCCUUUCCUUUCUUUCAUAUCUCCCCCCCCCUUAAUAAAAUAAAAGUUAUUUUACACAGUCACAAAACCUUUUUUUUUCUCUCGCUUAUUUUGACAACUUUUUUUUUUUGACCAUAUUGCAUCUUUUUUUCUUCUUUCCGUAUACAACAAAAUGCGUAUCAAGCUUAAAACGAGCUCACCUUUACCGAAAAUCAAUUGUUGGUUUGUUGUCAAGGAAAAGGCUGGAAAAGAAACGAUCCACGACUUACGUAAAAAGAUUACAAACGAUCUGGAACUUGAUGUACAACCUUCCAACCUUCAAUUAUCGAUGGAUGGAUUCCAUUUACUUCCUCAAACUGCAUUGAAGGAUCUGGUGCGUGACGGUGAUCUUAUCACGUAAGAUAAAAAUUGAGAUUGCUCUAUUGUUUAUAUUACACCCCCUCCCCCUCCUUCCCCUUUUUUCUCAUCCUCUUUUUUCUUCAACUUCUGUUAGUAUUAAUCAAGACAAGUCGGUGGCAACACCUUCGUCAAGCAAAAGAAAAAGAAGUAGUACCCCAAAAGAAGAAGUGGAACCAAUAAAGAAAAAGAAGGCCAAAGAUAUCACCGCACCCGUUAAAUUAAUCCAAUCCGCCAAACCUGUGCAAGUGGUGAAACCAGCUAAAGAAGCCAAACCAGCUAAAGAAGCCAAGCCAGCUAAAGAAGCCAAAUUAGCUAAAGAAGCCAAACCAGUGAAAAAAGCGAAACAGACGAAAGAGACCAAACCUGUGAAAGAGGCCAAACCAGCAAAAGAGGUCAAACC
Molecule: messenger RNA, 786 nt
Organism: Mucor mucedo
Lineage: Eukaryota; Fungi; Mucoromycota; Mucoromycetes; Mucorales; Mucoraceae
Exons: 2
Coding region: 160-387 (75 amino acids)
Source: RefSeq, a predicted model, not a curated record